Solanum tuberosum (potato) is the source of this 1361-nucleotide messenger RNA. Its product is annotated as galactinol synthase 1. Lineage: Eukaryota; Viridiplantae; Streptophyta; Magnoliopsida; Solanales; Solanaceae. The transcript is spliced from 4 exons. Bases 77 to 1120 code for a protein of 347 amino acids. Gene Ontology annotation, molecular function: glycosyltransferase activity. The record is from RefSeq and is a predicted model, not a curated record.
CAUCAAUUCAAAUCACGAACACAAAAAUCAACAUUUUCAUUAGCAUCAUCUUAAUUCUCCGAUCCUGCAGAUUUCCAUGGCUCCGGCAAUUGCUAGAGUAACCGAGAAAAUGGCGAAACCAGUAACCAACGGGCCGGGUCCUGCUACAUUGGACCGGGCCUACGUGACGUUUUUGGCGGGAAAUGGUGAUUAUGUGAAAGGUGUGAUUGGAUUAGCAAAAGGUUUGAGGAAGGUCAAAUCGGAGUAUCCGCUGGUGGUGGCGGUGCUGCCGGAUGUUCCGGCAGAGCACCGCCGUAUGCUGGAGGAGCAAGGCUGUGUCGUGAGGGAGAUUGAGCCAGUUUACCCACCUGAAAACCAAACUCAAUUUGCUAUGGCUUAUUACGUCAUCAACUACUCUAAGCUUCGUAUGUGGGAGUUUGUGGAAUACAAGAAGAUGAUAUACCUAGAUGGUGACAUUCAGGUGUAUGACAACAUAGAUCAUUUGUUUGAUUUGGCGGAUGGUUACUUCUAUGCUGUAAUGGACUGUUUCUGUGAGAAAACAUGGAGUCACACACCUCAAUACAAAAUCGGCUACUGUCAGCAGUGUCCGGACAGAAUUAAGUGGCCUAGUGACGAAUUGGGUCAGCCACCAUCCCUAUAUUUCAACGCUGGAAUGUUCGUGUUUGAGCCCAGCCUCCGUACUUACCAAGACCUCUUGAAGAAACUUCAAAUCACCCCUCCUACUCCUUUUGCAGAGCAGGAUUUCCUGAAUAUGUAUUUCAAGAACAUCUACAGACCCAUACCACUAGUGUACAAUCUUGUUCUAGCAAUGUUAUGGCGUCAUCCCGAGAAUGUUGAGCUUGAUAAAGUGAAAGUUGUACACUAUUGUGCAGCGGGAUCAAAGCCGUGGAGGUACACAGGGAAAGAAGAGAACAUGGAAAGGGAGGAUAUAAAAUUACUGGUGAAGAAGUGGUGGGACAUUUACAACGACGAGUCUCUGGACUACAAGAGAUCAGUUGGCAUGAACCAGGUGAAUGUGAUAGGUGCUGCAGGAGCAGUGAACCAGCUUCAACCACUGAUUGCUGCUGCUAUGUCCCAGGCUGGUGCGGUCAAAUACGUGACUGCUCCCUCCGCUGCCUAAAUUUUGUACUACUACACCACAUUGCACUACAUAAGGUUAGUUAAUUAAUAGGGUGAAUGUACGGAUAAAUGGUUGAGAGGGAGAGGAAGUUGUUAAUAGUUUUGCAAGGUUCAAAUGAAGUUUGGGGAUGAUUCGUUUGGUUAUUUCCAAUUUCGUUGUAUUUGAAUUGAAAAUUGAAAUGUGUGAGUUGAUUAACAAGGUAAUAUAAACUAUAUUUGGUGUACUAGAGUUCUUCAUUGCA